AAUAUAAUGUGGACCAUGAAAGAAACAAAAUGAUUUCUUUAAUCAUACAGUAUAAGUUUAGACGUUUAGUCCUUUGUCAAAAUCUUAAACCCAAAUCGAGCAUUUUCAUUUUUCAUUCCCAUUAGGAAGAUUGAUGGGCUGAUUCAAGCCCAAUCACCUGAACAUGUAUACCACCGUAUAUCUGACUCUGUAACGGACUAACGGCUACUUGAACAAUCAAUUAAAUAAUAAAAAUAAAAAAAAAGAAAUAAACAUAGUACCGUUGCCCAACGGUAGAAUUUCAAACCAAAUAUCUACCUUGCCCUUUCCUCUCUUCAUCUCCGCUCCCCUCCCUUCUGCCUCCUCCUCAACUUUCUCUCUCCUCUGCUUAAACUGCACUUGAGAGUCUGAUUAUCUGCAUUUUUAUCUAAUCUCUCUUAUUAUUUAAUUUAAUCUAACUUAACUUAAUCUUCAUUACUAAAAACUCAUAUCUUGCUUCAAAAUAAAAAUUAAUUAAAAAAAUGCAAGAAAUGUGGAAUGGUCCUCCUGGGUUUAGGCCAUCAAAAUCAGCUUCAGCACCAUGCUCUCCAGCGAAGCCACUUUCGAUGCCUCGAACCCGGUCCGAGUCAUUCCACAUUACCCAUAAAGUUCCUGUUGGUGAUACUCCUUAUGUUAGAGCCAAACAUGUUCAGUUGGUGGAUAAAGAUCCAGAGAAGGCAAUUCCUCUAUUUUGGGCUGCAAUUAAUGCUGGAGAUAGAGUUGAUAGUGCUCUUAAGGAUAUGGCUAUUGUAAUGAAACAGCAAAAUCGGGCUGAUGAAGCGAUUGAGGCUAUUAAAUCGUUGCGAAGCCGGUGUUCGGAGCAGGCUCAGGAGUCUCUUGACAACAUUCUCUUGGAUCUCUAUAAGGUAAUGUGGAGAUUGGAUGAUCAAAUAGCUCUUUUGAAGCACAAAUUGUAUUUGAUUCAACAAGGGUUAGCAUUUAAUGGGAAAAGGACUAAAACAGCGCGAUCUCAAGGGAAAAAAUUUCAGGUCUCAGUGGAGCAAGAGGCCACUCGUUUGCUGGGAAACUUAGGAUGGGCACUGAUGCAGCAAAACAACUAUGUAGAAGCAGAGGAUGCAUACAGAAGAGCAUUAUCUAUUGCACCAGAUAACAACAAGAUGUGCAAUUUAGGCAUCUGCCUAAUGAAACAGGGGAGAAUCGUCGAGGCGAAACAGACUCUCCGGCGUGUGAAACCGGCAGUAGCAGACGGGCCGAGAGGGAUGGACUCCCACCUCAAGGCUUAUGAAAGGGCACAACAAAUGCUGGCAGACUUAGAAUCAGAGAUGAUGCAGAAAGGGGACUCUGUUUCAGAACAGAGCAGGCUUUUCAAUACUUUCUUGGGAUCAUCCUCACUUUGGCAGCCUCAACCUUGCAGAGAAACAUAUACCUGCCAACAAACCAGCAAAAUCCCAGAUGAAUUUCCUGAUGAAAACACCAAUUCCAACAUUUUAUCAAACAAUAAUCAGAACUUCCCACCAAAACCAAAUGGGUUUUUACCAUUGGGAAAUUCUUGGAAUAUUGAUGCACCCCCGUAUUCCUCCAAAUUGGGAACCCAAUUCAAUGAGACCCUUAAGAGGACGAGAUCCGGGAGUGCGGCGAGUUUCGGAAAUGAGAAUAACAAUCCAGCACUA
This is a messenger RNA of Chenopodium quinoa (quinoa), 1649 nucleotides long. Its product is annotated as protein POLLENLESS 3-LIKE 2-like. Gene Ontology annotation, molecular function: protein binding. Lineage: Eukaryota; Viridiplantae; Streptophyta; Magnoliopsida; Caryophyllales; Amaranthaceae. The record is from RefSeq and is a predicted model, not a curated record.